Molecule: messenger RNA, 2121 nt
Organism: Ipomoea nil (Japanese morning glory)
Lineage: Eukaryota; Viridiplantae; Streptophyta; Magnoliopsida; Solanales; Convolvulaceae
Product: protein misato homolog 1
Exons: 10
Coding region: 244-1953 (569 amino acids)
Cellular component (GO): cytoplasm
Source: RefSeq, a predicted model, not a curated record
AGCAUGAACUAAAUAUGAAAAUGUAAACUUUGAAAUGUCACAUUUUGUUGGUUAGGUUGUAUAACUUAACCAAACACUCCCUAAAAUCUUUUGAAAUUCUGCUUCUUGCCUCUCUGUAAUAGAGAGGUCCUGCCCUGAGCAGAAGACCUAUAGUGCUCCACAACGGCGAGUCGGCGACCAGGCGACGUAGCCCCGGUGCUCCACAUACGGUAAUCCGACAAGGCGACACUCUCCAAUACGGACAUGAGAGAAAUUGUGACAAUCCAAGUUGGAAGCUAUUCAAACUUCAUUGGUUCUCACUUCUGGAAUUUCCAGGAUGAGUUGCAUGGACUGGCCGAGAGUGAUGAAGUGUUCAAGAAUCAUUCUCUUAAUACUGAUGUGCUCUAUAGGAGUGGUGAAACACAACAGGGACUCCUUACCUAUACCCCUCGAUUGGUUUCAGUUGGUUUUCAAGGGUCUCUUGGAUCUAUGAGUUCAUGUGGAAAUUUGUACAGUGAAAAGCCAUCCCAAAGUUCGGAUGUUCUAACAUGGGCUGGUAAAGUUACAACUCAGGCCUCUGAGCCUUUAAAAAGGAAUCUCUUCUUGCAAAGUUUAUACAUGGAAGAAAAGAAUAUGAAUAUGGUUGAUGGUCCUGAUGGCAGGGAGAGUGACUCCCACAAUGAAAUUCAGGACAAGGACAUUGUUGAAUGUUUAGAAAAUGGUGUCCAGUACUGGACUGACUUCUCAAAAGUUCAAUUUCAUCCCCAAAGUUUGUAUCAAUUAAGCGGGUUAUGGAUGGAUGCUCAAGAAUUUAACUAUGGCAUUGGAAGGGAUACAUUCCACAACCAUCAACGGGGAGAAGAAUUAAAUGAAAGGCUUCGUUUCUUCAUUGAAGAGUGUGAUCAUAUUCAGGGGGUACAAUUCAUAGUUGAUGACUCUGGAGGCUUUUCUGGAUUGGCUGCAGAGUUCUUGCAGAAUAUUGCAGAUGACUAUAGUAAUGUACCUGUGUUGCUGUAUACUGUACGGAGCCCUGGAUCAUUCGCUAAUACUAAAAGCCAGAAGCUAAAUAUAUCACAAAGUCUUCAUAAUGCAGUUUCAUUUUCAAGGCUAGCAUCCUUUUCUAAACUGAUUGUCCCCAUUGGUUUGUCUUCCUUGAGCGCAAGUAAAGCAUCCAGGCGUCUCUGCAUUAAAGAUGAACAGCCCUACUACACCAGUGCAGUUUAUGCCUCUGCACUACAUUCUUUGAGUCUUCCAUUUCGAAUGGAACAUCCGGGUCCCACAGCAGAAUCAAUAUAUGCUUCUGGUGCUUUAAAUAUGUAUGAAGUCAUACACGUGUUAGCAGAUCAAGCUAGGCAGAAUAUGGUUUCUACAUUGGAUGUGUCUAUGCCAGCUCCUUCAUUAACUGGGAACCAGGUUCAGGGGUCUUUGCUUGACAAUUUUGUGUCCUUGACCCCAGAGGUAGAACAAGACAAUGAAGACAUGCAUGCCAUGGAAUGUAUGACAAUUCACGGAGUCCUAGGAUCUGGAAGCCGGAGGGCACCUGUUUAUGAAGUGAAGCGCACAGUUCAGGAUGCUUAUGAGAAAGCAAUUUCAAGGCCCAAAUUCUCACACCUAUCAGUAUCUUGCUGUCCUCUUCCUAUACCAUUGCCUUUUCCUGCCAUCUUUGGGAAUUCCAUUGGCCAACACGGUGAGCUAUUAGAGACACCUAUUACUGAAACCCCAUCAAGGGGGCCCCUUGAAGUCCAUUCCAUACCCAUGGCAUCGAGAUUACGCUCUAGCACUGCCAUUUUACCAUUUUUGGAGAGCAGACUGGAAAACCUUCGGAAGUUGGGUAUCCAGCGAGGAGCAAUUGGGGCACAGGUUCUUGAAAGUUGGGGCUUUGGCAGAGAUGAGGUAGAAGACUUGGGAGAGACACUGUCAAAACUGGUUAAUACACUGAAACCUUAUUCUGACAUAUCCUCUGAUUCUGAUUGAUAUACUGUUCUGCGUGUAUUGUAGUUUGUUUUCUGAUAUCUGCUGAGUUAAUGAAAUUACAGUUGUCAAAGUGCGAAUUCAUUCUAACUUAGUCUCUCCACAUCAAUUUGAUUGUACUCGAGUCUUGAAAUUGAUAAAAUCUAUAUCCAACUAAAGUUCCAAAAGUCA